CCAAUGGGCUUGGCCGCACGGCCGCGCGCACUCGCACCCGCUGUCCCCAAGACCCCGGCACACGGUCACCAGCUCGGGUUUUCGGCUCUCGUCCAGCCCGUAGCCGUCGGAGUCGCCAUGCAGUCCCUGCGCACCGCGCUCCUCCUUUUGCUACUGCUGGUGGCGCCCUCCUUAGCUCUGCCAUCAAGGUCCGGCCGCUCGGCCCCAGGUGCCACUGUCUGCCCCGAGCGCUGCGAUCCUACACGCUGCGCCCCGCCGCCCACGGACUGCGAAGGCGGCCGAGUCCGGGACGCGUGCGGCUGCUGCGAGGUGUGCGGCGCGCCUGAGGGUGCAGCGUGCGGCCUGCAGGAGGGACCCUGCGGCGAGGGGCUGCAAUGCGUUGUACCCUUCGGGGUGCCGGCCUCGGCCACAGUAAGACGGCGCGCACAGGCCGGCCUGUGCGUGUGUGCCAGCAGUGAGCCGGUGUGCGGCAGCGACGCCAAGACCUACACCAACUUGUGCCAGCUGCGCGCCGCCAGCCGCCGCUCCGAGAAGCUUCGCCAGCCGCCGGUCAUCGUCCUGCAGCGCGGCGCUUGCGGCCAAGGGCAAGAAGAUCCCAACAGUUUGCGUCACAAAUACAACUUUAUUGCUGAUGUGGUGGAGAAGAUCGCUCCUGCUGUGGUUCAUAUUGAAUUGUAUCGCAAGCUCCCUUUCUCCAAGAGGGAGGUGCCAGUGGCCAGUGGGUCUGGGUUUAUCGUGUCUGAGGAUGGAUUGAUUGUGACAAAUGCCCACGUGGUGACCAACAAAAACCGGGUCAAGGUUGAGCUGAAGAACGGAGCUACCUACGAAGCCAAAAUCAAGGAUGUGGAUGAAAAGGCAGACAUCGCACUUAUCAAAAUUGACCACCAGGGGAAGCUGCCAGUCUUGCUGCUUGGCCGAUCCUCGGAGCUGCGACCGGGAGAGUUUGUGGUCGCCAUCGGAAGCCCCUUUUCCCUUCAAAACACAGUCACCACCGGGAUCGUUAGCACCACCCAGAGAGGUGGUAAAGAGUUGGGGCUCCGGAACUCCGAUAUGGACUAUAUUCAGACAGAUGCCAUCAUUAACUAUGGAAACUCCGGAGGCCCGUUAGUAAACCUGGAUGGCGAGGUGAUUGGGAUUAACACCUUGAAGGUGACGGCGGGCAUCUCCUUUGCAAUCCCAUCCGAUAAAAUAAAAAAGUUCCUGACGGAGUCCCAUGACAGACAGGCCAAAGGGAAAGCUGUCACUAAGAAGAAGUAUAUUGGGAUCCGAAUGAUGUCGCUCACAUCUAGCAGCAAGGCCAAAGAGCUGAAGGACCGCCACCGAGACUUCCCGGAUGUGCUCUCUGGAGCGUACAUCAUAGAAGUCAUCCCCGACACCCCAGCAGAAGCUGGAGGGCUCAAGGAAAAUGACGUCAUCAUCAGCAUCAAUGGACAGUCGGUGGUCACUGCCAAUGAUGUCAGUGACGUCAUUAAAAAGGAAAGCACCCUGAAUAUGGUUGUCCGCAGGGGCAACGAAGACAUUAUGAUUACCGUGAUUCCUGAAGAGAUCGACCCGUAGGCAGAGGCAGGGGCUGGACUUCAUGUUUCCUAAAAGACUCCAAUGGAUGACACAUGAGAACUCUGAGCUGGUGACACAGGAGGACAUCCAGGACCUCUGUCCAACACUUAACUCGUUCAGGGAACACCCUGCUGGCAGAAUCCUUCUUGAUAGUUUGCGGGCAAAACAAAUGUAGUGUUGCAGGUGCCCAGGCAUAAAGCCCCGCCCUCUGUAUGCUAUGUAUGCAGCGUGCUUUUUCUUAUAAGCUUGGGCUGUUCCUGCUUAAACAGUCAACGUUUGUCCCUUCCCUUAGCCCUGGUUGUCCAACUAACGCAGUCGACUGGAUGCAUAGAAAAAAGGAAGGUCCUCCCUGCCAAGGUCUUGGGCGUGUUUACACUUUUCCUCCGAGUCAGCACCCAGGGGAUGUUGAUGCCCUGAGACCCACAGGUGGGUGACCCUGGCUUCUGAGAUGGCCAGGGAUGCCUCUUAGGAACCCUGGCACCAGGAGCACAGUGACUUUGAGUUUCCGCUAUUAAAAUACUUCUUGAUACUUG
Molecule: messenger RNA, 2090 nt
Organism: Acomys russatus (golden spiny mouse)
Lineage: Eukaryota; Metazoa; Chordata; Mammalia; Rodentia; Muridae
Gene: Htra1
Product: HtrA serine peptidase 1
Exons: 9
Coding region: 4-1557 (517 amino acids)
Biological process (GO): positive regulation of apoptotic process; programmed cell death; proteolysis
Cellular component (GO): extracellular region
Molecular function (GO): protein binding; serine-type endopeptidase activity
Source: RefSeq, a predicted model, not a curated record